Phragmites australis (common reed) is the source of this 2040-nucleotide messenger RNA. Its product is annotated as serine/threonine-protein kinase PBL34-like. The record is from RefSeq and is a predicted model, not a curated record. Gene Ontology annotation, molecular function: protein kinase activity; ATP binding. The transcript has 6 exons. Lineage: Eukaryota; Viridiplantae; Streptophyta; Magnoliopsida; Poales; Poaceae. Gene Ontology annotation, biological process: protein phosphorylation. The coding region runs from base 258 to 1784 and encodes 508 amino acids.
CUCUCUCUCUCCGGUUUCUCCCCUUCCUUCCCUCCCUCCCUCCCCUUCCAGCUCCAACACUCUGCCGUCUCCACUGCCACACUCUCCUCCACUCCUCACGCCAUCCCUCCUUCAAUUCCCAUCAAAGAUCGCCUCGCCGCUCUCGCUUGCGCCGAUUCCUAGCCGGGUGGAACUCCCGCAGCCUCCUUCGCGGCUUUGAUUUCUGUUUCUUGUUGUUUCGGUGAGCUCACAGUUUACAGGACUACAGGAGAGGAGACAUGGGCGUCGGGAGGUCGGUGGAGCGUCGGAAUGAGAAUCCGCGGGGCGAGGAAGGGAGUGGAGGACGGAAUGGUUCGGGCCGGGUGGGCUGCUGGAUCCGCCUCUGCGUCUCGUCUUCCCCCUCCCGCUCCAAGGUCGACACCGCCCUCUCCGGCGCGGCCAGCGCCUUGGCCUCCGAAACCAGGCCAAAGAACGAUGUUAUCCAGGACCAACCUGUUCAACAGAUAGCGCCCUAUUUGACAACGACCAAUAAUGCUGAAAAUGCUUCACCCUCAUCUAUAGUUGCAGAUGGAGUGAAAGUAGCAUUCCAAUUGCGGAAAUUUUCGUUCCAUGAACUUAAGUCUGCCACCAGAAACUUUCGACCCGAGAGUCUUCUUGGGGAGGGAGGGUUUGGCCGUGUCUUUAAAGGAUGGAUUGAAGAGAACGGAACUGCCGCUGUGAGACCUGGCACAGGGUUAACUGUUGCUGUAAAGACGCUAAAUCGCGAUGGGCAGCAGGGGCAUAAAGAGUGGGUGGCAGAAGUCAACUUUCUCGGAAACUUACAGCACCCUAACUUGGUGAAACUGAUCGGCUAUUGUAUCGAGGAUAAUCAGAGACAGUUAGUAUAUGAAUUUAUGCCCCGUGGAAGUUUGGAGCACCAUCUGUUUAGGAAAACGGUGCCACUUCCUUGGUCAACCCGAAUGAAAAUCGCACUCGGCGCAGCAAGGGGCCUUGCCUUUCUCCACGAAGAAGCUGGAAGGCCUGUUAUCUAUCGGGAUUUCAAGACUUCAAAUGUUCUGCUUGAUUCAGACUACAAUGCGAAACUCUCUGAUUUUGGGCUUGCUCGAGAUGGACCCGAGGGUGAUAAGACCCACGUGUCCACACGUGUAAUGGGAACAUACGGCUAUGCUGCACCUGAGUACGUAAUGACAGGCCACUUGACAUCGAAGAGCGAUGUAUACAGCUUCGGGGUUGUGCUUCUGGAGCUCAUGACAGGCAGGCGAUCGAUGGACAAGAACCGGCCAGGUGGGGAACACAACCUGGUGGAAUGGGCUCGCUCCCAUCUCAAACAAAAACAUGGAUUCUGCAAGCUGAUGGAUCCCCAACUUGGUGGAAACAUCUCCAUGAAAGGUGCUCAAAGAGUGACCCAGCUGGCCCGUGUCUGCCUAGCCCGGGAUCCCAAGGCCAGGCCUCUGAUGAGCCAGGUGGUGGAGAUGCUCAAGCCUCUUCCUGACCUCAAUGACAUGGCCUCUUCAUCCAGCUUGUUCCAGUCCUUGCAAGCAGAGCAUGCUGCCAGGCUUGCCUACCCCAGUGGUAGCCAAAGCAUGAAGCCGCAGGGUAGCUUUGCGAGGAGCCCGCAGCAGCCGAUGAGGAGCCUCUCCUAUGGCCCCCAUGGCAAUGCUUCUCCGUACCGCCCCCAUGGCAAUGCUUCGCCGUACCGCCCCCAUGGCAAUGCUUCGCCUUACCGUGCCCAAGGCCAGCAGGCUUCUUCAUCCCGCCCUCAGGCUUCUCUACACCGGCACUCGCCGAGGUCCAAUGCCAAAUAGCGGCAUCCUUGAUCCUAUACAAUUGAAAAUUGGAGCCGGCCGGCGAGGUAAUUUAGUCAUAUGGUGGUGUGAUCUGCUUCUUCGUUCUGACAUAGAAAUCGGAGGUUACCUGCAUCUGCAGACAAAGUCGUUAUCUCAUGGAUUAGAGCUGUGGACAGUUUCCUGUGGUGGUUUAGCUUGUAGCUCUUUGUACAUGUCUGGUUAAGUAAAUUGGAGAUGGGGGAGCCUGGCAAGAUUUUGGCUUCCCUCCCUGGAU